This is a messenger RNA of Cherax quadricarinatus, 5075 nucleotides long. Lineage: Eukaryota; Metazoa; Arthropoda; Malacostraca; Decapoda; Parastacidae. The record is from RefSeq and is a predicted model, not a curated record.
AUGAACAAGUACCAGAAUGUUCUGAUACAUGUGGCUGGACUGCUGUACCUGGUACUAGACCAGGUACCUGAGACACUUGCACGGGAAGUGGUUCAUCUCCUACAAGAGUGGUAUGAGAACCCAAAACAGUGGCUCAACCUCCUUGACAUCACUAACAUAUGUCCAGUAAUUGUCAAAGAAGUAUCUCAGUUUUUCAAUACUAAAGAAAUCAUUUACAUAAGUAGUAUACAUGUGAAAAGAUAUUCUGCUCUCCUGCCACACCUCAGCUCCUGCGAGGUGGAGAUUACUAUCUCGUGUGACCCAAGUGACCUGCCUGAGCUGCCUGACCUGCUGGCUGCCCUCACCCACCACCACUGUACAAAACUGGCACUGCGGCACCACUACUAUCAUGCUGACACAACUACCUUUUCUGACAACCUACUACAACUUGUACAAUCUCGGAGUCACCUGGAGGAGUUCACUGGUUCUCUUACUUGUGAAGGCUUCAGGCUUCUACAAGAGUGUCACCAGCUGUGGUGGCUCUUCCUUGCUGUGAUGACUGACCACCAUGCUGCCUCUCUCCUGCCUCAACUACACCACACUGUCACCUCCACACUACAUCAACUUGAGUGGCUCGGUGUGAAAGUCUCAGCAGCAGCAGUGUCAGUAGCAGCAGUGACGUCACUACCCAGCACCAAGAAAGUGAUGUUGGCGCUGACUGAUGUUAGUGAUGAUAUAGUGAGUCAUGCCUGUGACCUGGCCCAGGAGCUACAACCUCCAGGAGGGUACUCGUGGAUAAAUUGUGAGAGCAGCACAGUAACAGUGGAGGGCAUCCAAGACAUGAUCCAACACCUACAUCUCCACAGUGUUAAGGUCAAGGAUGAGUUCACAGUAGAGACCAGCGUCCGCAUCACACCAGACCAGCGCGACCAGCUGCGCACCCUGGCUAAGACAACAUUCAACUGUGCCUUAAGAAUACUUGGAAGUGAGGUUCAGAAAAGUCGUAAAAUAUUUGCCUGACCUCUUUGAGGUGUAUCAGAUGACUCAGCAACUUUCCUCAGACGAUGAAGAUGUGAAAGUUUUGCUACAAGAGAAAGUCUGGAUAACUUUUCCAGGAGCAGAAAGUCUGGAUAACUUUUCCAGGAGCAGAAAGUCUGGAUAACUUUUCCAGGAGCAGAAAGUCUGGAUAACUUUUCCAGGAGCAGAAAGUCUGGAUAACUUUUCCAGGAGCAGAAAGUCUGGAUAACUUUUCCAGGAGCAGAAAGUCUGGAUAACUUUUCCAGGAGCAGAAAGUCUGGAUAACUUUUUCAGGAGCAGAAAGUCUGGAUAACUUUUUCAGGAGCAGAAAGUCUGGAUAACUUGCCUGUGUUAGGAAGUCUGGAUAACUUGUCAAGGCCAGGAAGUCUGGAUAACUAGUCCUGACUAUUAAGCCUGGAUAAUUUGUUCACACCUGUAAGACAAUAUAUCUAGUAACCCAGGAUAACUUUCAAACCAGUAAGCCAGGAUAACUUUUGCCUACAAGUUAGCCAGUAUUUUCCAACCAGUUAUCCAGGAUAACAUCUUCAACAAGUCUGGAUGUUUUAUCUCUUAUUUUCUAAUUCAUUAUAAUUUUAAAAUUAUAAAUAUUGUUCAAUGUUUACUGUGACUCUUGACAUUGUCAAGAGUCACAGUAAACAUUGAACAAUGUCAAGAGUCACAGUAAACAUUGAACAAUGUCAAGAGUCACAGUAAACAUUGAACAAUGUCAAGAGUCACAGUAAACAUUGAACAAUGUCAAGAGUCACAGUAAACAUUGAACAAUGUCAAGAGUCACAAUAAACAUUGAACAUUGUCAAGAGUCACAGUAAACAUUGAACAAUGUCAAGAGUCACAGUAAACAUUGAACAAUGUCAAGAGUCACAGUAAACAUUGAACAAUGUCAAGAGUCACAGUAAACAUUGAACAAUGUCAAGAGUCACAAUAAACAUUGAACAUUGUCAAGAGUCACAGUAAACAUUGAACAAUGUUCAAUGUUUAUUGUGACUCUUGACAUUGUUCAAUGCUUACUGUGACUCUUGACAUUGUUCAAUGUUUACUGUGACUCUUGACAAUGUUCAAUGUUUAUUGUGACUCUUGACAAUGUUCAAUGUUUACUGUGACUCUUGACAUUGUUCAAUGUUUACUGUGACUCUUGACAAUGUUCAAUGUUUAUCGAGAGUUUUAGCAUUGUCCAGGGUUAAACUAUUCUAGUUUGUUAGUUGUUCACACUACUGUUCCCAUUACUGUUAAUAUAUCUAAUAUAGAAAAUAAAUUCCCAUAAUUAUACUGUAUAUUUUUAUAAUGUAAAUAUAUAUAAUUAAUGCAUUACUGUUCUAAAUUGUAUUUUGAAUAGAAUCAACAGGGUUCCCUUUUGCGCCUGCGCGGAUGUGCGGGGGGACAGGUCGACACAGGGCAUCGGGGUAGUGGCAGUGUUUUGAAUGUAGUGAGGAGGCUGUGAAAACAUGGGACCAGGAAAUUGGAGUUCACGGCGGCCUAAGGAUUAAAAUAGGCCUCACUUCAUAAUAGGAAGUGUCGUAACUGUUCCUGGUGAUGAGUGAGGGAACGUGAUUUACGGGACCACCGUAAUAAAGUGGUAAAAUGAGUGUAUAAUGGAAGGACCGGUGGCGACUGGUGAGUCGCCAUGGACUAUGUCCCGGGGAAAAAUACCCGUGGUUUAAUCAUCACUCAUCGGUCUCAGAUCUUAAUGGAUUGGCCUCCAAUAUGUAUAAUAAUUAGGAGACAUUAAACCGUAUGGUGGGCUAAGAAGAAAUCAGUGAUAAUAACACCAAGUUAAGAGAAUGUGUGAAGUGAAAUGAGUCGCCGUUCUCAGAGUGAGCAUCUGUUUAUCUCGUGUUCCUGUCUCGAGCAUAGUGAAGUUUUUAUGGAGUCACGACUUCUAAACCGGGACAAACCAACGGAUACCUCGUCCUGCUGGAAUAAGAACCGUGUCGGUGUAGCAGGACAUCGAAAUGUAAUGGCGAAUGGAGGAAAUAAGGAGCAUCAGUCACCCACAGUUAAGUAACCCUUCUAGUUAUAACAGACUGAUACUGGCCAGUUAGGUAUGUUGUAAUUGGAUAGAUUGUGGGUGAUCCAGCUACAUCAAGUGACCACCAGAGAAUAUCUGGUAAGUGGUGGGAUUAUGUACAAGUGUUUUUCCUUGAUGGAUGUAUCCAUGUGUAACCUACCCCCCCCCCCCCCUUCAAUCAGUUAAACUAAUAUAAUCUAUACAGUCCACAAUUAAUUAGUAGCGCCGUACUUGAGGGUGCUACCCAAUUUAUACUGGUCUCGGAUAGAUAUGGAUAAGAUUGUGAGGGUCGAGGGGCCACCUACAGUGACCAGAGGUGGUUAAGUUUUCUCACAUGUCUACACGGGGUGACUACGGUAAACAAUAUAGUUGUUGUCUCCCAAGGAGAUUACUUGUAUGCAUGUAAUGUUGAGGUAUGUACAGGUAAUCACCCAAGAAAUUUUUCCAUAUCUGCCAUUACUGUUAUAAUAAGUUAAUGUAUCUAACAUUGCCAUUAUAACAAGAUAAUAUAUCUAACAUUAAUAUAUCUAACAAGUUAAUAUAUCUAACAUUACUGUUAUAACAAGUUCAUAUAUCUAACAUUACUGUUAUAACAAGUUCAUAUAUCUAACAUUACUGUUAUAACAAGUUCAUAUAUCUAACAUUACUGUUAUAACAAGUUCAUAUAUCUAACAUUACUGUUAUAACAAGUUCAUAUAUCUAACAUUACUGUUAUAACAAGUUCAUAUAUCUAACAUUACUGUUAUAACAAGUUCAUAUAUCUAACAUUACUGUUAUAACAAGUUCAUAUAUCUAACAUUACUGUUAUAACAAGUUCAUAUAUCUAACAUUACUGUUAUAACAAGUUCAUAUAUCUAACAUUACUGUUAUAACAAGUUCAUAUAUCUAACAUUACUGUUAUAACAAGUUCAUAUAUCUAACAUUACUGUUAUAACAAGUUAAUAAUAAUGUUUGAACAUUGAGGUGUUUUAACUGAAUUAUUUUACCUAAAAUAACUAACAAUAAUUUAAGAAUUAAGAAAUAUGAAUGUUAAUGCAAUGAAAACUUAUUGUAACUUUUUUUCGCAGUGUUACAUAAUACUGUCCAUGUUUACACUGUGUUACAUAAUACUGUCAAUGUUUACACAGUGUUACAUAAUACUGUCAAUGUUUACACAGUGUUACAUAAUACUGUCAAUGUUUACACUGUUACAUAAUACUGUCAAUGUUUACACAGUGUUACAUAAUACUGUCAAUGUUUACACAGUGUUACAUAAUACUGGCAAUGUUUACACAGUGUUACAUAAUACUGUCAAUGUUUACACAGUGUUACAUAAUACUGUCAAUGUUUACACAGUGUUACAUAAUACUGUCAAUGUUUACACAGUGUUACAUAAUACUGUCAAUGUUUACACAGUGUUACAUAAUACAGACAAUGUUUACACAGUGUUACAUAAUACUGUCAAUGUUUACACAGUGUUACAUAAUACUGACAAUGUUUACACAGUGUUACAUAAUACUGGCAAUGUUUACACAGUGUUACAUAAUACUGGCAAUGUUUACACAGUGUUACAUAAUACUGGCAAUGUUUACACAUGUUUACAUAAUACUGGCAAUGUUUACACAGUGUUACAUAAUACUGGCAAUGUUUACACAGUGUUACAUAAUACUGGCAAUGUUUACACAGUGUUACAUAAUACUGGCAAUGUUUACACAGUGUUACAUACUGGCAAUGUUUACGCAGUGUUACAUAAUACUGGCAAUGUUUACACAGUGUUACAUAAUACUGUCAAUGUUUACACAGGGUUACAUAAUACAGGCAAUGUUUACACAGUGUCACAUAAUACUGGCAAUGUUUACACAGUGUUACAUAAUACUGUCAAUGUUUACACAGUGUUACAUAAUACUGUCAAUGUUUACACAGGGUUACAUAAUACUGUCAAUGUUUACACAGUGUCACAUAAUACUGGCAAUGUUUACACAGUAUUAUGUAAAUAAUACUAUCAAUGUUUACACUGUGUUACAUAAUAUUGUCAAUGUUUGCACUAUGUUACAUAAUAAAGUUAACGAUUUUC